Vidua chalybeata is the source of this 511-nucleotide messenger RNA. RefSeq names its product S100 calcium binding protein A11 (gene S100A11). NCBI's taxonomy places the organism in Eukaryota, Metazoa, Chordata, Aves, Passeriformes, Viduidae. The record is from RefSeq and is a predicted model, not a curated record. Gene Ontology annotation, biological process: regulation of cell population proliferation. The coding region runs from base 99 to 392 and encodes 97 amino acids. Gene Ontology annotation, cellular component: cytoplasm. Gene Ontology annotation, molecular function: calcium ion binding; calcium-dependent protein binding. The transcript is spliced from 3 exons.
GCUGACUCAGCCCGGGCGGGGCUCCCCAACUUUCCCCGAGCUUUUUUUCCCCGAUCCUGCAAGUCCAGAGCGGAGCGGAGCCGCCGCCUGUCCCAGCCAUGCCCACGGAGACGGAGCGCUGCAUUGAGUCGCUGCUGGCCGUGUUCCAGCGCUACGCCGGCCGCGAGGGCAGCUCCGUCACCCUCUCCAAGCGGGAAUUCCGUGCCUUCAUGGACACCGAGCUGGCCGCCUUCACCAAGAACCAGAAGGACCCGGGCGUGGUGGACAGGAUGAUGAAGAAGCUGGACAUGAACAGCGACGGGCAGCUGGAUUUCCAGGAAUUCCUGAACCUCAUCGGGGGCAUCGCCGUGGCCUGCCACGACUCCCUGCUCCUCAAAUCCCCCAACCCCUAAAUCCAGAGACGCCGGGCCCACCCCGGAUCCCCCCAGGGAAUGCUGGAAGUGAUGGAAUGCCCCCAUUCCCUUUUUUCACCCCGCUUUUUUAUGGAUAAAUAAAAGGUUGAAGACCCCGA